Messenger RNA from Entamoeba histolytica HM-1:IMSS, 1545 nucleotides. RefSeq names its product ThiF family protein. Gene Ontology annotation, molecular function: NEDD8 activating enzyme activity; SUMO activating enzyme activity. The coding region runs from base 1 to 1545 and encodes 514 amino acids. The record is from RefSeq and is a predicted model, not a curated record. NCBI's taxonomy places the organism in Eukaryota, Evosea, Mastigamoebida, Endamoebidae. Gene Ontology annotation, biological process: protein neddylation; protein sumoylation. The transcript has a single exon. Gene Ontology annotation, cellular component: SUMO activating enzyme complex; cytoplasm.
AUGACUCAAGUGACUGAUACUCAAAAAUAUGAUAGACAGUUAAGAUUAUGGGGAGAAGUUGCACAAGCAAGACUUGAAAAGAGUAAAGUUUUAUCAAUUGGAAGUGAUUGUGUUGCUAGUGAAUUUAUGAAAGCAAUUGUACUUCCAGGAAUUGGAUUUAUAGGAAUUGCAGACAAACAUAUUGUUGAUGAAAAUGAUUUAGAAACUAAUUUUUUCAUUGACUGUGAAAGUCUUGGACAAAAAAGAGGAGAAUGUGCCCUUAAUAAUUUACUUGAACUAAAUGAUAGAGUUAAAGGAGAAUAUUAUUUUAAAUCAUUACAAGAAAUACUUAAAGAAGAAUCUUUUAUUCAAACAUUUGACAUUAUUGUUUGUAGUAAUCAAUUACAUGAAGAUGUUAUUUCUCUUUCAACAUUAACAAAGAAUCCUGUUAUUGAAGUUUAUACUAAUGGAUUUAUUGGAGUUGUUAAAGUGUAUGUUGGAAGUCAUGUAAUUUUUGAUGAUGGUAAUUCUAAUAUUCCAAUGGAUUUAAGAGUACCAUAUCCAUUCCCUAAAUUACAAGAAUUUUAUAAUUCAAUUGAUAUUCCGACUUUAAAUAAAGAUAAACAUAUGCAUGUUCCUUUUCCUUUAAUUUUGAUUUGGGCAUUAAAUCAAUGGAGAAAAGAAAAAAGUCAAACUGGAGUGCCUAAGUCUAAACAAGAUAAAGAUAUGAUUAAAGAAAUAAUUAGAAAACAGGCAUUUAACUUUUAUGCUGAAGAAAAUUUUCAAGAAGCUCUUCAAUUUGUAUUUUAUUGUUGGCAAGAUACUCCUGGUAAUGUUAAACAAUUAUUAAAUGAUCCAAGAAGUUCUUCUUCUUUAACUGGAUUAAAGAAAGAAGAAAUUGAAUUUUGGGGAUUUAUUGGAGGUGUUAAAACAUUUAAUGAAAAGAAUAAACGUUUACCAGUUGAUUCAGGAAUUAAAGAUAUGAUUGCAAGUAAUGAGUAUUUUGUUCAACUUCAACAUGUGUUUGUUUCACAAUUAGAAGAAGAUGCAAAAGAAGUAUUAGAAUAUAUCAAAGAACGAGUUAAUCGAGAUGGUGUUGAAAAAGAAGUUGAAUUUACACUUGAAAUGGUCAAAAGACAUUGUAAAGCAUUAAGAAAGAUGCAUGUUAUUGAUGGAGUUGAUGGGAAAUAUAACUCAAGUUGGACAGGACAAGAUUAUUUGUUAAAUACACCACAAUCUAGUUUAAUGUAUUUAGCUAUAAUUUAUGCAUCAUUUGAAUUUGAAAAGAUUCACCGAAGAUUACCAUGUGAUAAGCAAGAUGUUGAUGAAUUACUUGAAUUAACAAAACAUGUUCUAAAGGAAAAAGAUGUUGAACAAAACGUAGAACGAAGUUGUGUUGAACAAAUAUGUAGAUUUGGUGGUGUUCAACUUCAUACAGUCAAUUCAGUUAUUGGAUCAUUUGUAGGUCAAGAAGUAAUCAAAUAUGCUUCACAUCAAUUUGGAGCAUUAGACAAUACCUUUAUAUUCAACACUGAAACUGGUAGUUCAAUCAAUGGACGUUUCUAA